Messenger RNA from Gekko japonicus, 2103 nucleotides. Its product is annotated as cytochrome P450 4B1-like. The record is from RefSeq and is a predicted model, not a curated record. The coding region runs from base 91 to 1668 and encodes 525 amino acids. The transcript has 12 exons. Gene Ontology annotation, molecular function: monooxygenase activity; heme binding; oxidoreductase activity, acting on paired donors, with incorporation or reduction of molecular oxygen. NCBI's taxonomy places the organism in Eukaryota, Metazoa, Chordata, Lepidosauria, Squamata, Gekkonidae.
GUGCACUUAGAAGAACACCAAGUCCUAUUUCUGUGCUGAAAGUGUUACGCCUGACAGUUUGAACAAUAGGAAUUGGAAUCUAAUGCUGACAUGGGAGAAAUUACAAAAACUCUGCUAGAAGCUAUUACAAGCUCUUUUUGGUCUUGGUUGCCUCAGGAUUUCUAUCAGAUUUGUCAGCUGACAGUUAUUUUGAGCCUCACUUAUGUAGUCCUGAAAUUCAUGAAACUUUAUCAACACAAGCAGUACCUGAUCAAAGUGCUCAGAUGUUUCCCAGGACCUCCCAGCCAUUGGCUUUAUGGACACAUCAAAAUGAUGACACCAGAAGAAGAAUUCCUAAAUGUUGAAUCAUGGACAAAAAAAUAUCCGCAUUGUCAUCCAAUAUGGUAUGGAGGAUUCUUAGUCUUCCUAAACAUCAACCACCCCGAAUACGUGAAAGCAAUAUUUAGCAGAAGUGAUCCUAAAUCACUUGUUGUAUAUGACUUCCUAGUUCCAUGGAUCGGAAAGGGCUUACUGAUACUGAAUGGGCCGAAGUGGCAGCAGCACCGGAAGCUGCUGACUCCAGGGUUCCAUUAUGAGGUGUUGAAGCCAUAUGUUUCUCUAAUGACAGACUCAGUCAAAGUGAUGCUGGACAAAUGGGAAAAAUUGGUCCUGAAAGACACCAAAACAUCAGUGGAAUUGUUUGAACAUGUCAGCUUGAUGACUCUUGACAGCAUCAUGAAAUGCGCCUUCAGUUACGAAAGCAAUUGUCAGACAAACAGUGACAAUUUCUACAUUAAAACUGUGUAUGACCUCUGCUUCAUGAUGUAUCAAAGAAUGAAGACACCUCUUUAUCAUAAUGACCUUGUUUACUGGUUCACUUCAGAAGGACGUCAGUUUCACAAAGGUUGCAAACUAGCUCAUCUUCACACAGAUAAAGUAAUAAGAGAGAGGAAAGAAUCUCUCAAGAAUGAGCGAGAACUUGAAAAAAUCCUGAAGAAGAGGCGUCUGGACUUUCUGGACAUUCUUCUUUGUGCAAAGGAUGAAAAUGGAAAUCUGUUAUCCAAUGAAGACCUGCGAGCGGAAGUGGACACAUUCAUGUUUGAAGGUCAUGAUACUACAGCUAGUGGAGUCUCUUGGCUUCUGUAUUGUAUGGCCCUGAAUCCUGAACAUCAGCAGAGAUGCAGAGAGGAGAUACAAGAGCUUCUUGGGGAACAGGAAACAAUUCAAUGGGAUCACCUGGGAAAGCUGACUUAUACCACUAUGUGUAUUAAAGAAAGUCUUCGCAUUUACCCUCCUGUACCUAUGAUAGCUCGAGAAUUAGAGACACCAGUGACAUUUACUGAUGGACGAACCUUACCAAAAGGGUUUCUGGCUCUACUGUAUAUUUAUGCUCUUCAUAGAAAUCCUGAGGUUUGGGACAGUCCUGAGGUCUUUAAUCCUCUAAGGUUCUCCCCAGAAAAUUCAGCUCAUCGUCAUCCAUAUGCUUUCCUUCCUUUUGCUGCUGGAGCAAGGAAUUGCAUUGGACAACAGUUUGCCAUGAAUGAGAUGAAACUGGCUCUUGCCUUGACACUUCUGCGGUUUGAACUUUCACCUGAUCCCUACCACCCCCCCAUUCCCAUUCCGCAGGUUAUCACACGAUCUAAGAAUGGGAUCUUUGUUAAUCUGAAGAGACUCUCUACUGAUGCAUGAUACUACCCUAGUGCUAUAUAUUGUCAGGCAUCCUACAUAUUAUUAUUAUUAUUAUCUGAUAUAUCAUUGUAUCAUAUAUAUCUUUAUGAUAAACUCUUAACCUGGCUGGGGGAAAAAUCUGUCCUGGGUAUUGAGCAGGUUGGUUUUAGAAGAGGGAUGUAUUACAUUACAUCGGGGCACGAGGAAAAACAAAACCCCAAGGGUAAAUAUUAAAACUAUGUCUAGAGCAUCAAAACAGGGUGCUUAGCUUCACCGGAUCUCUUUCUAUACUAUAAGGCAACCACUUUAGCAUCACUUGUCAGACAUUAUAACUCUGACUCAGAUAUUGAUUGGAUGUGGAUUGAGGAGGGAUCAACAAAGGGUCAAAAAUUUCAAGCUUUGCUUUGGAGGAGUAACCGUAAACUUUUUAAUGCUAAAGGUAUCUCACCCUUUCUA